CGUGGCGCCUGCAGAUGGCUGCGGCGGCGGCGCCGCCGGCCGUGAGCCCGCGGCCCUGACGGGGAGCGGCGACCCUGGCGCGGUGCAGGCCGCCAUGGAGGUGUACAUCCCCUCCUUCCGCUACGAAGAGAGCGAGCUGGAGCGGGGCUACACGGUCUUUAAAAUAGAGGUUCUAAUGAGUGGAAGGAAACAUUUUGUGGAGAAGAGGUAUAGUGAAUUCCAUGCACUUCAUAAAAAGCUAAAGAAGUUCAUAAGAACUCCAGAGAUCCCUUCAAAGCAUGUCAGAAACUGGGUCCCCAAGGUCCUGGAGCAGCGACGGCAAGGCUUGGAGUUGUACUUGCAGACAGUAAUUUUAGAAAAUGAAGAGCUCCCUAAAAUAUUUCUUGAUUUCCUGAACGUUCGCCAUUUACCUACCUUGCCAAAAGCAGAAAGCUGUGGCUCUUUUGAUGAAACAGAAUCUGAAGAAUCAAGCAAACUGUCCCACCAGCCUGUGCUGCUGUUCCUGAGGGAUCCAUAUGUCUUGCCUAAAGCCAACGUUUGCAGCACAAAGAAAAUACAGAUGACUUUCCAAACGUCGUUAUAGAAGGCAUUCUGCAUGGAAUAUUUUAUCCUCACCUGCUGCCCAGGUAGAAGAGAUGUGAGGCUAGAAGCUGCUGAAGCAAGUGUCCGAGUCAUGUUUAAUGGAAGUACAGGAAUAAAAUUCUGUGAUGUGAAAAUUAGGCUCAGAAGCCAGGGGCAUAACCUGAGUUUAAGACCAAGCAUUGCAUAUUUUUAAAUAAAAGCAACAUCUUAUUUUUAAAUAAAAGCAACGUCACUACAAUUGCUGCCUUUAAAAAAAGAAAAAAAAAAAAAAGAUAUGGAAACAGCAGCAUCUAAGUUACCUAUACUUCCGAUACAUUGACAUGCUCUAACUAUUUAACACUAAAAGCUGGAAGUCAUACACUGAAUUACACUUAACCUUUGAAAAUAAUUGAAAGCUUUACUAAUUAUUUUUAUAAUUUUACCAUAAAUUACACUAAACCUUUUUUUCACCAGGAGUUUCCCUAGCACUUUACUCAUUGCCGGCAGUGGAAGUCCUGGCACAGAAAAGGGAGUGUGAGAAAUUGCCAAAACAACAAAAAAAUUGCAGCAGGAAGCAAUUGAAAGCAAUUUUAGGUAGUUUGUUUAUUUGAGUCUAAUCCUUAAUAUAAUGUUGAAAAAGAGCCAGUGGAGGUGUUUGGAGAGCCUCUAUUGGAAAGCAUGCUUCCACAUUCUGCAAUACAUAAUGCUCUCAAAGGAAAUUGUCUAGAUUUCAGCUGAAGUUAUUUUAUCCACCAGGCGAUUUCAUGUGGCAUUUUCACAUUUCCAUUCAGAUACGACAGCUAAUCUGUUUAUGUUUACCCUUCAUGCAAACUUGCAAACUGUAUUCCGUAUCUUACCAUUUUGUAAGUCACAGAGCAUACAACUCUGUGGUAAGCUAAAGCAAGACUAUGAUUUAGUAAAAUACUAAAACCGAUACAUAUGUAUGUAUACACUCAUAUAUAUAUAUGUUCAGAUAUAACUGGAAAUUUUUAUGUGACUGGACACUGCAAAAUAAAUUACUAAAACAUACACACUU
Colius striatus (speckled mousebird) is the source of this 1597-nucleotide messenger RNA. It is a transcript of the gene SNX24, whose product is annotated as sorting nexin 24. The transcript is spliced from 8 exons. The record is from RefSeq and is a predicted model, not a curated record. Gene Ontology annotation, molecular function: phosphatidylinositol phosphate binding. The coding region runs from base 95 to 583 and encodes 162 amino acids. NCBI's taxonomy places the organism in Eukaryota, Metazoa, Chordata, Aves, Coliiformes, Coliidae.